AUGAACACUUAUGAAGAAUACGAUGAAGAGGAGCUCAAUGACUUCAUCAUCCAGCUCGGCAUUCAAGACUCCUGCCAAGAUGCCUUUCUGAAAUCUGCAGCAAGCUUAGCAGCAGCGACGGAUGAAAACCUGAGAGUCCUGGCUGCCAUCGAGCAAGGUGAGGUCUCGGUGCUCAGGGAGAUGCUGAGCCACACCUUCGCCUUCAGGGAGUCGGACAGCCGCGGCUGGCUUCCCGUCCAUCGGGCUGCAUCCCAGCCGGUCCUGGAGGUUCUGGAGACGGUGUUGAGAUUGGCAGCUCAGGGGCUCAGCCUGGAGGAGAGGACGGCGGUGGGAGGGGAGACGCCGCUCACCCUGGCAGUUCAAGCCGGACUGGUGCAGAACGCGAGGAGCCUGCUGGAGCACGGAGCCUCGCCCCACAACACCAACAGCAAGAACGAGUCACCGCUGCUGCUCGCGGUGAGGGCCGGCUCUUACGAGAUGACGUACACGCUGGUCGCUCAGGGCGCCUGGGUGGAGCAGGUCUGUCGCAAGAAGUGGACGGCGAUGCACGAGGCGGCCAAGGUCGGCAGCGUGGACAUCCUGAUGCUGCUGCUGAGGAACGGCGGCCGGGUAAACCACAGGGAUGUGACCGGAGUGACGCCGCUCGCCGUGGCCGCAGAGCACGGACACUCCCAGAUCGCUGAGAUUCUGCUGAACUGUGGUAGCAGAGUGAACUCUCAGGCCUGCAAUGGGGAAAGCGUCCUGCUGGACGCCGCCGGAUCAGGAAACGUCGCCUGCAUUCAGCUGCUGCUGGACAACGGAGCCGACCCCAACCUGCCCAGCGCCACCGGACACCUGCCCAUCCACAAGGCAGCCUACGCCGGACACCUCGACGCUCUGAAGAUGCUGAUACCUCUGACCACCAAGAAGGCCGUCAAAGAGGCGGGUCAGAGCCCGGUCCACUCUGCGGCGGAGGGAGGCCAGAGGUGCUGCCUGGAGCUCCUGCUGGCCUGCAGCUUCGACGUCAACUACCGCAUGAACACCAGGAACUCAGAAAACUACCGCGACAUGAGGAGGAGCGCCUUGUACUUCGCAGUCUCCAACGGGGAUGUGGACUGCACCAGAGUCCUGCUGGCGGCCGGGGCCAAGACUGACCUGGACCCGCUGUGCUGCCUCCUGGUGGCAGUCAGGUCGGGGCGCUACGACAUCGUGAAGCUGCUGCUGGCGGCCAAAGCAGACGUGAACUGUUACUUCACGGUGGUGAGCGACACGGUGUUUCCCACGGCGCUGCAGUACUGCCUGAAGGACGAGGUGAUGAUGAGGCUGCUGCUGAACAACGGCUACAACGUGGAGAGGUGCUUCUACUGUCACCAUGACAACCCCUUUGAUGCUGUGGAGGAGGGGGAGGGGAAAAUUCCAUUCUGUGAGUUCAUGAACCUCUGCUGCAUCAUGUAUCUGUCCGGGAGCGUGGUCCGGAUCCUGCUGGACUACGUCAGCCACGUUCACAUCUGCUCCAAACUCAGACUCAUCCUGGAGAAACAGACAGAGUGGCCUGACAUCUGUGACAUCCUCAGCAGCCCUCGCCCCCUCAGACACCUCUGCAGACUGGAGAUCAGGCGGCGUCUGACCCUGAAGAGGCUCAACAACCCUGAAAUCAUGAACUCGCACAUUUUCCCUCCCAGACUCAAGAGCUUCAUCCUGUACCAGGAGCUCGACCUCUACGGCCAGGACCCUGAACGCAUCAUGUGA
This is a messenger RNA of Chelmon rostratus (copperband butterflyfish), 1728 nucleotides long. RefSeq names its product ankyrin repeat and SOCS box protein 15-like. Gene Ontology annotation, biological process: intracellular signal transduction. The coding region runs from base 1 to 1728 and encodes 575 amino acids. Gene Ontology annotation, cellular component: cytoplasm. The transcript is spliced from 9 exons. Lineage: Eukaryota; Metazoa; Chordata; Actinopteri; Chaetodontiformes; Chaetodontidae. The record is from RefSeq and is a predicted model, not a curated record. Gene Ontology annotation, molecular function: protein binding.